Molecule: messenger RNA, 1308 nt
Organism: Mycena indigotica
Lineage: Eukaryota; Fungi; Basidiomycota; Agaricomycetes; Agaricales; Mycenaceae
Product: WD-REPEATS-REGION domain-containing protein
Exons: 8
Coding region: 1-1308 (435 amino acids)
Cellular component (GO): Set1C/COMPASS complex
Molecular function (GO): protein binding
Source: RefSeq, a predicted model, not a curated record
AUGAACGCGGCAUUUUUCUUCAACAUUGGACACCCCACUACAGUGCAAACUUCAUUGGUUGCGCUGGCUUCUUUCGCACGCUUCGACCCUUCCGGCCGAUAUGUCGCCACAGGCCGUAUCGACGGGAGUGCUGCGAUAUGGGACCUCGAAACGCGCUCAGCCAUCCGAAUACUUGACGGGCACGUUAAAGCAGUCUCUAGCCUUGAUUGGUCAAGACACUCGCGAUUCGUGCUCACCACAUCAAAAGACUGGAAUGUGAUCAUUUGGGAUUUAGCCAAUCGCUGUAUUCCCGCUCAACGCCAUUCCACGCUCCGGUUCGACGCGCCAGUCGUGUCUGCGUCGUUUCAUCCACGAAACAGCCAAAUCAUCCUUGCCCUCCUUACAACGGGGGAGGCUUUCAUCGUUGACCAACGCAAAGCUCAUCGCUCCCGAGUCGAACUCUGCGAAAUGCUGGAUGAGAGUGAUGAAGAGGCCGGCGGAUCUUCUGCCCGGGUUCGUUCAGCCAUAACUAUCGCUCGCUUCGAUCCUUCGGGGAAACAUGUCUAUAUGGGAACGACCAAUGGCCAGAUACUAGUAUUCAACACGCGUACCAAGACGAUGGUUGCGCGGUACAAAAUCACCGGAGCAGGUGCCCUCAAAGGCCUAGAGUUCACCCAGAACGGACGCUAUCUGGUCUCCAACUCCGCAGACCGCACUUUGCGGCAAUUCACCGUGCCGGUCCACCCAAUACCCGCUCCGGACAGCCAGUUUAUCGACCAGGAGCUCGAGCCGAUGCAUCGGUUCAACGACCCGAUCAACAAGACCGCCUGGCACGCAAUGUCCUAUAGUCCAGAUGGCGAAUGGCUUGCUGGAGGUAAACCAACUGAAUCAUUUUGCUGUUUUUUUGACGAUUCCAAUGGCGCGCUGGAUGGUGGGCGAGAGCCGCUGAUGCAUCUCCAUUGGCAUCCUUCCAAGUCGGCAAUCGCUUCAACCACGAACCACGGCAACAUACUGAUCUGGCAUCGACCUCACCCCGAACGCUGGGGUGCCUUUGCGGGCGGGUUUGAAGAGCUGGACGAGAACGUCGAGUACCAAGAGCGCGAGGACGAGUUUGAUAUCGAGGACGAAGCAGACAUGAUCAGGAGGAAGAUGAAGGAGGAAGAGCAAGAGGUCGAUGUCGACACCGUGGUUGUGACAAAACCACGACAUGGGCAACUUCAUGGUGUGGUCACGGAGGAUGAGGAUUUGGUGUGGGCCGAGGAAGACCCUGAUGAAGAUGUCGAAGAGUGGAUAAUGCAGCCGGUGAUGGAAGAAGAUUGGGAUUCAUAG